ACAACUUUACAUGUUUCAAAACCAAAUAAAUUUUUUGGUGUUUGACUUACCAACCAUAUUGAAGGGGUGUUGAUACAUUUAUAACAUAUUUUUUCCUUUUCACCCUAAAAGUUAUGAAUCGUCUGCCGUUUGAACUGACUGAUAAGAUAUUCGAUCUAUUAUCAAGAAAUGAUAUAUGUUCGCUAUGUCAAGUAAACACUUACUGGCAUAAUAUCGGUUCCAUAAAGCUUUAUCGUUAUCCCAUAAUACAAACAAGAACACAACUUAAUCUAUUUAUAAACAUCAGCAAAAAGUCAAAAUCACAUAUCCGAGUACUGGACUUCGCGUCAGUACAUCAGCACACUACAGACUCCAUUCUAUUGUCACUUCUACAACACAUCACAAACUUAAAUCAUAUCAACCUGUCAAAAUGUACUGGCUUGUCCCCUACCACUAUCCUGAUGUCAAUACACAAUAAUUUGGAAAGUUUAAAUACUCUCAUUCUAGCGGACUGCACAUUAACAACAGAUAUACUGACUUGUAUUGGGAAGGCUAUCCACUAUAAUUUGAAGAAACUCAAUUUAAGCAACACUAUGAUAAAACCCUGCGUUUCAAUAGACACUUUUAAUCAAUUGGAAACAAUGUUCACUCUACCGUGUUCUUCAUCCCAGCUAAGUUACUUAGAUAUUUCUUACUGUGCAUGGGUUAACAACCAGACUUUGGAAAACAUAGCACACGGUCUACCCAAGCUAGACCAUUUACUUUUGCAAUGGUGUAACCAAGUUAAGCCAAUAUCCAUACAUUUUCUGGCAGAAAAACUCGAGCAUCUUAAAUCGAUUGAUCUACGGCAUAUUGAUUUGAUUGGAAGUAAAGAACAGGCACUUGAUAUUAUAUAUCAUACAGCUUCCUUAAAAGAGAUAUUAUUUACUCAUAAAAGAACAACUGCACAAAUUCUGUUGUAAAAAAAAUUAACGAUGGCCGUAAAUAAACAAAUUUAUCAUCAUGACAACAUGACUUGAACUUUAUUUUCUUGUGGAAGGGUACACAAAAAUAAUCAAAAACUGGAUUAUUUAUUGAAAAUAAACGACAAUUUAUAACUUGGAGAGGCUUAAAUUCAAAAAAGUAUACCCUCCAGAUAUAGAAAAAAAGUAGUCCAUUUUUAUACUUGUGUUGAUAAAGACCGAGAGCGACCUAUUAAUGACAAUAGAUGGUACUUUUUGCAUCAUGUAAAUAUCUCCAUAGAUGUCUUACAAUCUAUUAGGAAGAAAGGCGUUGUGCGAAUUGGCUUAUAUCACUGAUAUAAUAUCUUUGAUAAUGAAUUGACGAG
This is a messenger RNA of Mucor mucedo, 1306 nucleotides long. RefSeq lists its product as uncharacterized. Gene Ontology annotation, molecular function: protein binding. Lineage: Eukaryota; Fungi; Mucoromycota; Mucoromycetes; Mucorales; Mucoraceae. The coding region runs from base 114 to 941 and encodes 275 amino acids. The record is from RefSeq and is a predicted model, not a curated record. The transcript has a single exon.